UUGGCUAAGGAAAAAGAAAUAUAAAUAUCUCUGUUUUUGCUGUCGACCUCUUAGCCACAAUGGCCCUGAUGAAAACUAAAUUUAACCUGAAGAGGAGAGUGAAACUUGCCCAAGGGCUAUGGCUCAUGAACUGGUGUUGCGUCUUAGCAGGCAUUGCCCUUUUCAGCAUGGGGGUAUUCCUGAAAAUUGAGCUCAGGAAGCGCAGUGAAGUGAUGGAUAAUGAUGAGAGCCAUUUUGUACCCAAUUCCUUGAUCCUGAUGGGCUCCCUGGCCUGUGCCCUUAAUGCAUUUGCAGGUAAAAUCUGCUACGAUUCCCUGGAUCCUACCAAGUUUGCCAGGUGGAAGCCCAUGCUGAAACCUUAUCUGAUAAUCUGUCUCAUCUUCAACAUCUUCAUAUUCUUCACUGGGGUGGUCUGCUUCUUGACCAGGGGCUCCUUGGAGAGCACUUUGGCACACGGCUUAAAGAAUGGCAUGCGCUACUACAAGGAUACCGACAUCCCUGGCAGGUGCUUUUUGAAGAAGACCAUUGACUUGCUGCAGAUUGAGUUCAAAUGCUGCGGAAACAAUGGCUUCAGGGACUGGUUUGAGCUCCAGUGGGUCAGCAACCGCUAUCUGGAUUUCAGCUCCAAGGAAGUGAAAGAUCGUAUUCAGAGCAAUGUAGACGGCAAGUAUUUGAUUGACGGGGUUCCCUUCAGUUGCUGCAACCCGAGCUCUCCCAGGCCCUGCAUUCAGCUGCAAGUGACAAAUAACUCAGCUCAUUACAGUUACGAUCACCAGACAGAGGAGCUGAACCUGUGGAGCAAAGGUUGCAAGGAAGCUCUACUAAACUACUACACCAGUAUGAUGAGCUCCAUGGGCGGUAUGGUGUUUCUGGUCUGGAUCAUGGAGAUGGCUGUGAUGAUCGGGCUGAGGUUUUUGCACACGUGUUUGGAGACCAUUGCAAACCCUGAAGAUCCAGAGUGUGAGAGUGAAGGUUGGAUACUGGAGAAGAGCCUGAAGGACACCAUCAAAUCCUCCUGGGAACUGGUGAAAAGCAUGGGUAAGCUGAACAAGGUGGAGACCGCUGGUGGUGAGGAAGCAGGAGUAGCAACUGUCAGCUGAACAUCUGGACUAAGCGGGACUUUUAUUUCAUAAUCAUCUAAAUGUAAAUAUUCUCACUGUGAACAAAGACAAAGCCCUCUCUGCUCGUGUCUAUUCAUCAGGCUU
Molecule: messenger RNA, 1205 nt
Organism: Xenopus laevis (African clawed frog)
Lineage: Eukaryota; Metazoa; Chordata; Amphibia; Anura; Pipidae
Gene: prph2.S
Product: peripherin 2 (retinal degeneration, slow) S homeolog
Biological process (GO): visual perception
Cellular component (GO): membrane; plasma membrane
Source: RefSeq, marked provisional